UUUACUUGUAGUGAUGAGGAUGACUUGGAUGAAGAUGAGGAAGAAAUGAAAACUCCAAUAAAGAAACCUGCCCGUGAAUCUUCUGGAAAAAAUAUGCAGAAAGCGAAGCAAAAUGGAAAAGAUUCUAAGCCGUCCACACCCGCAUCUAAAUCAAAAACUCCAGAUUCCAAGAAAGAAAAAUCCCUAACUCCAAAAACACCAAAAGUCCCUCUGUCAUUAGAGGAGAUUAAAGCAAAAAUGCAAGCGUCCAUAGAUAAGGGUUCUUCCCUUCCUAAGCUGGAACCCAAAUUUGCCAACUAUGUUAAGAAUUGUUUCAGGACGGAGGACCAGAAGGUCAUUCAAGCUCUCUGGCAGUGGAGACAGACUCUGUAAGAAAAGAAAACAGUUUAAACAGUUCAUUAAAAUCUGCCGUCUUAUUUCUGUAACCAUUAUUUGGCUGUCCUUUUUACAAAUGC
Molecule: messenger RNA, 455 nt
Organism: Struthio camelus australis
Lineage: Eukaryota; Metazoa; Chordata; Aves; Struthioniformes; Struthionidae
Source: RefSeq, a predicted model, not a curated record